AUGUCGUUCAAGGGUUUCAAAAAGUCCCUUGUAAGGGCACCCCAGAACUUCCGUGAAAAGUUAAACAUGGGGGAAGUCACCAAUGAUCCCGUGUACGAAGAUGCCGAGCGGAGAUUCAAGGAAAUCGAGAUCGAAACAAAGAAGUUGAAUGACGAGUCAAAGAAGUACUUCAAGGCGAUUAGCGGUAUGUUGGACGAUCAAAUUGAUUUUUCAAAAGCCAUUGAAGAGAUUUACAAGCCGAUCAGUGGAAAGUUGUCAGACCCCAAUGCCACAGUUCCUGAAGACAACCCGGAUGGUAUCCAAGCGGCGGAGCAAUACCGGGAUUUGGUCAGCGCAUUG
This is a messenger RNA of Lodderomyces margitis, 339 nucleotides long. RefSeq names its product hob1. The transcript has a single exon. Gene Ontology annotation, cellular component: Rvs161p-Rvs167p complex; mating projection tip; medial cortex. The annotation marks the transcript as partial. Gene Ontology annotation, biological process: plasma membrane tubulation; endocytosis; actin cortical patch localization. The record is from RefSeq and is a predicted model, not a curated record. NCBI's taxonomy places the organism in Eukaryota, Fungi, Ascomycota, Pichiomycetes, Serinales, Debaryomycetaceae. Gene Ontology annotation, molecular function: lipid binding; protein binding.